Cicer arietinum (chickpea) is the source of this 3735-nucleotide messenger RNA. NCBI's taxonomy places the organism in Eukaryota, Viridiplantae, Streptophyta, Magnoliopsida, Fabales, Fabaceae. The record is from RefSeq and is a predicted model, not a curated record.
CAUUUUUUGGGUAUGCCUUUGCACUCCGUUGUUCAUCUCUUCUCUGUCUUUCUCUCAAUUUUCUCUCUCAUCUUCUCUCUCUCUAAAAUCUCAGAGCUCCGGAUUCUCACGCCGCUAUUGUCGUCUCCUCCUUCGAUUCCAGCUGUUAAAAGAAGAGUGUUAGUGAAAUAGUGCUCGAUCAGGGAAUGGCUGGGAUUGCUAGUGAGGAAUCUGGAGUGGGAAAGUCUGUGGAGGGAAGUUAUAGUGGACACCGUUGUCAAUCUGGGGAAGCGUUGGCAGAAUGGCGGUCUUCUGAGCAGGUUGAGAAUGGAAUACCGUCAACUUCACCCCCUUACUGGGACACCGACGAGGACGACGAUGAUGGUGGACCAAAACCAUCUGAGUUGUUUGAAAGACAUACUUGGAAGAUAGAAAAGUUUUCUCAGAUUACCAAAAGGGAACUUCGUAGUAGUACAUUUGAAGUUGGCAACUACAAGUGGUAUAUUUUAAUUUAUCCACAAGGUUGUGAUGUAUGCAAUCAUCUCUCUCUGUUUCUUUGUGUUUCUAAUCAUGACAAACUUCUUCCAGGAUGGAGUCAUUUUGCACAAUUUACAAUAGCUGUGGUCAACAAAGACCCUAAGAAAUCAAAAUAUUCAGAUACAUUGCACCGGUUUUGGAAGAAGGAGCAUGACUGGGGAUGGAAAAAGUUUAUGGAGAUUUCAAAGGUGUAUGAUGGCUUUGUUGACACUUCUGACAAUCUCAUAAUAAAAGCUCAAGUUCAAGUCAUUAGGGAAAGAGCUGACAGGCCUUUUCGUUGCCUUGAUUGUCAGUAUAGGAGAGAACUUGUUAGGGUAUAUUUGACAAAUGUAGAACAAAUUUGCCGGCGAUUUGUGGAGGAGAGAAGAAUCAAGCUUGGGAAGCUGAUAGAGGAUGAAUCUAGGUGGUCAAGCUUCUGUACUUUUUGGCGAGAAAUUGAUCAAACUUCUAGGCGUCGCAUGUCUAGGGAAAAAACAGAUGUAAUUUUGAAAGUAGUAGUGAAACACUUCUUUAUAGAGAAAGAAGUGACCUCUACUUUGGUAAUGGACUCAUUAUAUAGUGGAUUGAAGGCUCUUGAAGGCCACACUAAGAGCAAGAAAGGUAGGAUAAAAUUGUUGGAUGCUGAAGAAAUGCCUGCUCCAAUUGUUCGUGCUGAGAAAGAUAUGUUUGUACUGGUGGAUGAUGUUCUGUUGUUACUUGAGAGGGCAGCUAUAGAACCUCUCCCUCCAAAAGAUGAGAAGGGUCCUCAAAAUCGCACAAAGGAUGGAAACUCUGGGGAGGACUUCAACAAAGAUUCUAUAGAGCGCGAUGAAAGGCGUCUCACAGAAUUGGGUCGCAGGACUUUGGAAAUAUUUGUCCUUGCUCAUAUAUUCAGCCAUAAAAUUGAGGUCUCUUACCAGGAAGCUGUUGCUCUGAAGAGACAAGAAGAGCUCAUUCGUGAAGAAGAGGAAGCAUGCAUGGCUGAAACUGAACAGAAAGCAAAACGUGGAGUUAGUGAGAGGGAAAAGAAGGCAAAGAAGAAACAGGCCAAACAGAAACGGAACAAUCGAAAAGGAAAGGAUAAGGGUAGGGAGGAGAGGCCUACUGUGGCUGUAUAUGACAAUCAGCAAGACAAUGCUUCUGGUGAGAAAAAGGAUUCUAACAUGGAUGAAGGUCAAACUAUGGUUGAAAAGCUUGAUGCCCUGGAAAUUGUUUCUGAUGUGUCUGAUUCUGUGGUUGGAGUUGACGAAGUUCUUCCGCCUGAUUCAGAAGAAAGAGAUGCAAGUCCUAUUAAUUGGGAUACUGAUGCAUCAGAAGUUCAACCUUCAACUAAGGCUAGUAGUAACGGUAUAGGUGGUCUUGCACCUGUGCAAAAUGGAAUGGCUGAGAAAAAGAGCAGUUCAGUGAUAGAUGACAGUUCUUCGACAUGCUCUACUGAUUCGUUGCCUUCAGUGGUGAUGAAUGACCCCUACAAAGGGAACUCUUUUCCAAAAUACAAAGUUCAAAAGUCACCUAGCAGAGGUAAGAACCGAGUAAAAGCAUCAUGUGAUGGGAGUAAUUGGACCACUGAAAUGGACAGUCAGACCUCUGGUUCAGCUGCAGAUGCUGUUGAUAUUAAUAACCAGUCUGGAAGUGGUAAGGUUGGUGAAUCUGAGUCCGAGGGUGCAAUCUGCUUACAGGAUCGGUUGAAGUGGCUUGACCCACCUGUUGUUAGAAAGGAAGAGGAAGCCCUUUUACUACAAAAGAAACAGAGCAUUAAAGAGCAAGUUGACAUUGAAAAACCUGUUGAUAUUGGGGGUCCACAGAAAGAGAUCACAUCAGUACGGCCAUCCUCGCCUAGGAGUCCUCCUAGAAACUUACCCUCACCGGUUCAUGUCAGGAAAACAUCUUUUAGUGUCUCGCAGCAGUCCUCUGCAUCACAAGCAUCCAUUGUGCCUAGAACAGAAAUCCAGAAGACUUCACCUCCAAGACCGACUGAAAAACCUAUAGCACAAGCAGCUAUGAUGUCGAGGCCUUCCAGUGCUCCUCUGGUUCCUGGGGGUCCCAGGCCAACUGCUACCGUCUCUUUGGUUCAAACAGCUCCACCUCUUGCACGCUCAGUGAGUGCAACUGGUCGGUUGGGUCCUGAUCCUUCACCUGCUACACUUAGCUUUGUUCCUCAGUCAUACAGAAAUGCGAUGAUGGGGAAUCAUAUGGCCUCAACGGCGUCCAGUUUCACUCCUUCGAGCUCCAGUUCAGGAGUAAACCCAUCUUCAGGACAACAACCUUUAGUAUCAUCACCAAUGUUUCUAUCCCAGAGCUCUGACAGAAUGGAUUCUGUGGCUGGUCAGUCUAGUGUUCCUUUUGGUAUGAUUACUCGAGAUGUUCUGCAAAAUGGGCCCCAGUGGAUGGAGAGUUCUCAAAGGGAAGCCAGCAGAAACAUGCACUACGAACAAUCUUCCCGACUCAACGAUGUUCAAAACAUUGACUUAUUCAAGCCAGUAGACAGUAGCAGAUCUCUGGACCACACAUCAAAUGAGUUUCAAGCCUGCACCUCUAGGCGUCAGAACCAAGGGUUGUUGGUGGACGAGUUCCCACACCUUGAUAUCAUAAAUGAUCUGCUUGAUGAUGAGCAUGGUAUCGGGAAUGCAGCUGGGACAAGUUCAGUCUUCCAAUCCUUCAAUGACGGACCGCCAAUGCUAAAUCGACAGUUCACUUUUCCUGGAGACUUGGAUACAAAUGAUGAUUUGGGAUCGUCAACCAGUUCUUGUAGGUUUGAGAGAUCACGAAGUUACCAUGAUCCCGGGUUUCAACAAGGGUAUAGUUCCUCUGGUGGGCAUUUCGACUCAAUGAGGGAUUAUCAUCCACAGGCAAGUACACUAUCUUAUGGAAAUGGAAAGGUAGAUGGGUUGGUUCAGAACCAAUGGCAGAUGGCUGGUUCGGAUCUAUCGUAUCUCGGCAUGAGAAAUCCAGACAGUGAUGGUUAUCCGUACUAUCAAGAUUACUCGAAUUUGACAUGCGGUGUCAAUGGUUAUACUGUAUUCAGGCCUUCAAAUGGUCAGUAGAGGGAAAAAGAUGGCAAAGAUUUCCCACAAAUGUAAUAAUGUAUUCAAGGAAAUUGUUGGGUCUGUUUAAGAUUGGAGCGAGGUUGUAAUCCCUUGAUAAGAAAACAUUUUGUAAAGUGUUUCUGAGUAAUUUGGUUCUAGCUUUUCAUGAAUUUACACAUGCCAUGAACUUUUGAGAUUAAACUUGUUUCCUUGA